This is a messenger RNA of Crotalus tigris (Tiger rattlesnake), 1918 nucleotides long. RefSeq names its product vitamin D3 hydroxylase-associated protein-like. Gene Ontology annotation, molecular function: amidase activity; fatty acid amide hydrolase activity. NCBI's taxonomy places the organism in Eukaryota, Metazoa, Chordata, Lepidosauria, Squamata, Viperidae. The transcript is spliced from 15 exons. The record is from RefSeq and is a predicted model, not a curated record. Bases 65 to 1831 code for a protein of 588 amino acids. Gene Ontology annotation, biological process: fatty acid catabolic process.
AACAAUACAACCUCCUAUUGGUAUCAAGGAGACUCUACUACAAAGACACAGAGAAAGAUUCACCAUGAUGCGGGAGAAGCUACAAGACAUUCUGCUCAAGGAUGGAAUCAACCCACCUAUUGCCCUUGCUGUUGCCUGUGGCUCAGUCACAGUGGUUGUGCUAUGGAAAUGGGUGAUACGUAGAGAGAUUCAGAGGAAAAUGAAAGAAGCCCGACAAUGGCGAAAUGGCAGUCUAGAACAAAUGGAAAAAGUUGCUUGGAAGCUUAAACAGAAGAAUCCUGGAAUCCAGUCAGAAUUUAUCCUCUCUUUGACACUAACAGAAGUGGCAGAAAAGCUCAGAGAGGAAAAACUUUCUCCAGAGAGUGUCCUGUAUACCUAUAUAAAAAAGGCUCUUGAAGUAACCCAGGAGGUGAACUGUGUGACAGAUUUUCUUCAUGGAUGUGAGGAACAGCUCCAGCACCUGAAGAAACAAAAUGAGAAAGGCUUGCUGUAUGGAAUUCCUGUCAGCAUUAAGGACCACAUUGGAUACAAGGGACACAUCUCUACCUGUGGCUUGGUGCAGUAUCUUGACAAAGUAGAGGCCGAUGACAGCGUGAUAGUAAAAGUUUUGAAGAAACAAGGAGCAAUUCCAUUUGUGAAAACUAACAUUCCUCAGAGCAUGAUAAACUAUGAUUGCAGUAACUUAAUCUUUGGUCAAACAAAAAACCCUUUGAACCACAAGAAAAGUCCUGGUGGGUCCUCUGGAGGAGAAGGGGCACUGAUUGCAGGAGGUGGAUCCCUCUUGGGUUUUGGGACAGAUGUUGCUGGAAGCAUUCGCCUGCCCUCCAGCUUCUGUGGGCUUUGUGGACUCAAACCAACAGGCUCUCGGUUAAGCACCCUGGGUCUUGCUAGUCCAGUGGCAGGCAUGAAGUCAGUGAUUGCAACGAUCGGUCCAAUGGCAAGAGAUGUAGAUAGUCUGGCUCUGUGCAUGAAAGCUCUCUUAUGUGAUGAGUUAUUCCACCUGGAUCCUUCAGUACCCCCUUUGCCAUUCCGAGAAGAGAUUUACACCAGUUCAAAUCUCCUUCGGAUUGGAUACUACCAAGAUGAUGGAUAUUUCCAGCCUUCCCCAAGCAUGAAAAGGGCUGUUCAGGAAACAAAAAAACUUCUUCAGGCUGCAGGCCACACACUCAUCCCCUUUGUCCCCCCUCGACUUAACUAUGUAGUGGAUGAGCUUUUCACUAAAGGCAUCUUUUCUGAUGGAGCUGCAAAUUUACUGGAUAAAUUCAAAGGGGAUAUUGUUGAUCCAGUUUUGAAAUCCCAGAUUAACUGCUACAGUAUUCCCAUUGUUCUGAAAAGGAUUUUGGCAUUCAUCUUAAAACCAGUGUACCCCCGGAUUGCCAGAGAUCUCAAUGCAUUAUGUGGAGUUGGAUCAGCCAAAAACCUUUGGAAGCAACACGCAGCAGUGGCGGCUUACCGUGAAGAAUUCAUUGCUGAGUGGAGGAAGCUGAAAUUGGAUGUCAUCCUCUGUCCAGUCCUGGCACCAGCUUUUAAUGAAGGCUAUCCCGGGAAAUUGUUUGCUGCUACUUCAUACACUAAUUUAUACAAUGUCUUGAACUUCCCUGCUGGUGUUGUGCCAGUCACCACGGUCACCCAGGCUGAUGAAGAGGAGCUGAAACAAUACCAAGGUCAUUAUGCUGACCCCUGGGAUAAACGGCUGAAAGAGGCUGUCACGGAUGCUGUGGGUCUCCCUGUAGCUGUCCAGUGUGUGGCUUUGGCUUGGCAGGAGGAACUGUGCCUUCGGUUCAUGAAGGAAGUUGAGACCCUCACACGCAACAACAGACUGAAAGCGUGAUCUGUUGCGCAGGCUAAUGGUUUCUCUUCAGAUUGGACAGCCUGGUGCAGAAAAAUGGAAAAUAAUAAACAGUUCAGCAUAGCACAA